AUGUCUCUCGAGUCCACAAGCCACCAAACUCCUGACUUGUAUUGCAGUGAAGUAACUAGCGAAGUGAUUCACUUGGAGGAUUCUGACGAGGUUUUGAAGUUGAAUUAUGUUCUAUGGGAAGACUCCGAUGGUGAUGAAAGUUGCCUAUUGAGGUUAUUCGAAUCCGAACAUGACCAAGUACAGGAAUUAAUAAAGUCCCCAGGACAAAUUCGCAAAAAACCAUGGCUGGUUAAUGCUCGAGAAGAGGCCAUAAAUUGGAUCCUAAAGGUGCAUGCUUACUACAGUUUUAGACCCGAGACAGCUUAUCUUUCUGUAAAUUACCUGGAUCGUUUCCUCAAGUCACACACCUUGACGCAAGAUAAAGCAUGGCCUCUGCAGCUUUUAUCAGUUGCUUGUCUUUCACUAGCAGCAAAAAUGGAAGAAACCAAAGUGCCACAUCUUUUGGACCUACAAGUGAUCGAGUCUAGGUUCCUCUUCAAGCCCAAAACAGUUCAAAGGAUGGAACUUUUGGUUAUGGCCAGUCUCAAGUGGCGAUUGCGCACUAUAACCCCUUUUGAUUUUGUCCAUCUUUUCAUUGCCAAGCUUUCCUGCUCUACCUCCACAUGGGGGGAUUUAAGUUACACUGUUUCUCGUGUCUCUGAGGUUAUUAUCAGAACAUGUCUAGUCAUGGAUUUCUUGGUGUUUUCACCAUCCACAAUAGCAGCAGCUGCACUGUUAUGGGUAACUAAUCACUGUGUAGAUGACACGAAAUCAGAUUGCUUCCACAAGAAUAUAAACAUUGAGAUGGUGCAGAAAUGUUACAAACUAUUGAAGCAGAAACUGAUCAUUCGCCGAUCAGAACUUUAUUGGGCAAAGAGUUUGCAAUUAUUGCCCCGAAGUCCCACCUGUGUGCUUGAUCAUGCAUCUAUGCAAGAAAGCAGCGAUGCUUACAAGCCCUGA
Messenger RNA from Sphenostylis stenocarpa, 939 nucleotides. The record is from the annotation of a GenBank genome assembly. Lineage: Eukaryota; Viridiplantae; Streptophyta; Magnoliopsida; Fabales; Fabaceae.